Paralichthys olivaceus (Japanese flounder) is the source of this 3647-nucleotide messenger RNA. The record is from RefSeq and is a predicted model, not a curated record. NCBI's taxonomy places the organism in Eukaryota, Metazoa, Chordata, Actinopteri, Pleuronectiformes, Paralichthyidae.
AUGCCCGAGAGCGACAUCAAGGCUCUGACCACGCUGUGCGACCUGGCUGACCGUGAGCUGGUGGUCAUCAUCGGCUGGGCUAAACACAUCCCAGGCUUCUCUGCUCUGUCGCUGGGAGACCAGAUGAGUCUACUGCAGAGCGCCUGGAUGGAGAUCCUCAUCCUCAGCAUCGUGUUCCGCUCGCUGCCGUACGAGGACGAGCUGGUGUACGCCGAGGACUACAUCAUGGACGAGGAGCACUCGCGGCUGACGGGCCUGCUCGACCUCUACGUGUCCAUCCUGCAGCUGGUCCGCAAAUACAAGAAGCUCAAGGUGGAGAAGGAGGAGUUUGUCACUCUCAAGGCCAUCGCUCUCGCCAACUCAGACUCCAUGCACAUAGAGGACAUGGAGGCAGUCCAGAAGCUCCAGGACGCCCUCCACGAGGCCCUGCAGGACUACGAGAGCAGCCAGCACCAGGAGGACCCGCGGCGGGCAGGCAAGCUGCUCAUGACCCUGCCCCUGCUGAGGCAGACGGCCACCAAGGCUGUGCAGCACUUUUACAGCAUCAAAGUGCAGGGCAAGGUUCCCAUGCACAAACUCUUCCUGGAGAUGCUGGAGGCCAAGGUCUGAUCGGAGGGUGGCUGAUUGGCCAUGGCAACAGAGGAGGGCUGCGUUGGCGAUACAGAGUGACUUGAACCGAGGCUGAGGGUCCUCAGGAGAGGGAGACCCCCACUGACUGAGGCGGGACAGAGACUGUCCUCUCUCGCUCCCCCUCCUGGAACCCUGGGGCACUAAAUAAAAAAGAAGAAAUGCAAAACGUGGUUAUUAGUAUAAAUAUAAAAAGGAUGCAGAUUAAUUUAAAAUAUAUAAGAAAUACUAUGUACAGUAAUAAUUUUUUUUUGUUUUUUGUUAAUUGUUAGUGGUCAUGCUGUAUAUGAAGAAGGACCCCUCUGCCCCUCAGCGUCUUCAGAAUAAGUAGUUGCCAGUUCUUGAUAGAGACAAGACAAGUUUUUUUGUUUGUUUUCAGAAAACAAAAAGUUGUUUAAAUUUGUUCUUAAGGCAGCAAAGUUGUCAACAACCAUAAACAGACUCAGUUGUCUCCCAGUUGUGUUUUCGCCUGGACUCGACCAGGACCAUGUAUAUAUUUAUUAAUGGAAGACUGAGUGUACAGAUAAAAGUCUGGUGAACUUGGUGGCCAUUUUCUCUUGUUCUCCUCCCGGAUAAAAAAAAAAGAUGAACUAAAAUUGUUACUUAAAUGUGAACUCUUGUCAGUUUAAAUGUCCUUGGAUAUACCUCUCCAGAGCAGUGAGCCGUGUGGUCGUUGUGGAUCCUUCUCAGACCGGAAGACUUGCUGGUCCCAUGUUUAGCAGAACUAGCAUAGGCAGGUACAAUAUUCAGUCGAAUUAUUCUGUAGUAACUCAGCAAUAAAGGGGGCUGUGUGGGGAGGCUGGGCUUGACCUCCUAUCUCACAUGUGCUUUUCAACGCUGCUGUUGCUAAAAGACCAUGUCUGUAUAUCUCAGUCCCACCAGUGGGACACACCACUGUACCGCUGUUGCACACCAGUGUUUCUCCUCCCCUCUCCCCUCCUGUAGUGGUUUGUGUCAGUGCUGUUUAUGCAACCCAUUGAACCCCAAAUUUGGUCAUUGCAUCUUGGCAUGCGAACAGAUGACCUGAUUCGGGUUAGGUGAAAGAUGAUCAGCGGGUUUGGUGUGGCAGUAUCAAAGGAUCUAUGCCGAGUGGCAGGAGUCCAGGAGAUUCCAUGUUCAAACAAUCAGAGGUCCAUAUGUCAGCCACUCUAUUUUGGGCUCUUUUAAGCCUGUGGCAGAGUCAUCCUGCACACAGGGUGCAAGGUGCCCAGCAUCUGCUCUCACCAUUUUAGACACCUCCCAUCUUUUAAUAGCUGUGCCUGCAUUUAUAGAGCUUCAACCAAACGGAGGUAAAUGGCAGGUGCAGGGCCGGAGUGGUGGCACUUCACACUGGGUUUAUUUUUAACCUGGCAGGAGGUGGUUGUCUGCACAGCCUCCCUCCAGGAGUACAGUAGACACGUGGAACACUUCUUCUUGACCUCAUGUUGACACAGUGGCCGGAGCAGAGUAACACCUUUCUCUCCGGUCUGGAGGCGGGCAGGAAUCUGUGAGGAGAGAUCGGAAUGCCCUAGAAUGCACAUGUGAAUAGCUAUGCAAGAAACAAAGUGUCAGCAUGCAUGCUUCGUAGGGUAACAGCAACCCAACAGCGUGUCAGUACAAGGUGUGAUCUCUGGUGGGAGAACAAGAUGUUGCGCUCCCUUCUCCCUGUGUUUAGCUACGUAUCCAUGACGCCGGGUGUGAGUGAUACGUUAGUCCAGUCCAGCAGAGCUGCCGCUCAUCUCCAUGUGAGGGAGGAUGUGUCGGAGGUGAAUACUUAUACUACUGAAGGAAUUUAUGUGAUGUGAUAAAUUGUGACACUGUUGCAACAAUAUGAUACUGUGAUCAAAAGAAUCCCUAACAUUGCAGUAGGGUAGGAUUGCUGCCAUGCUCCAGAUAUCAGUGGCUAGCACUGAUCCAGCGCCGGCAUGCUUUUUUUUACAGCAGCCUGACUGGCCAAGCAAUGGAGGAUGUCUACCCACUCCAGCACCCAAUCAUCUUUACUUGAACCAGCCGCUGUCGAGUUAACAAGCUCCACUGUAGACGGUGACCAUAUAACUUGAGUUAUUUUACUGUUGUGCAAUACAACAGGGACCAAUUCUGACUGAAACCAUGCUGAAAAGCAUGCUUUUACUUAGAUUUGGGAGAAUUGUAACGCUACUAACUAACAUACAGCAUUCUAAAGCCCUCUAAUUUUAAACAUGUAUCCCGUAUAUCAGAAGAGGAACUAUAUUUGAUUUGCUUAGCUGACAAAAACACUUUUGUGCUUAUUUCAAUUAAAACUUUUGCAGAAAAUCUUUACAACUAGUAUUUUAUAGUGUCCCAAAUGAUGAUCCAUAAGAAUCAUGAUAACGGGAGUUGUCUCAUCUUCCUGUUUCUUUUUACCAAGCAAUGUGGCACUGUGUUAACUAAAAGAUAACAUGUCUUACAUUACAAUCUGUGUCCAAGUGUGUAAAUGUAUCAGCGUCAAUACAGUAGGUUGCCGAAAUACCAUUGAAAAUAAAGUAUGCAGCACCCUGCUGACUACUACCUCAUUAUCAUAUUGUCAAUAUUUCUCUGAUUCAACACUUUCUGCUCUUUAUCAACUUCACAUGUCUGUGACAUACAGUACCUGAGCCAUCCAUGUUUUUAUCAGACAAACUCUCUCUCUCUCCCUCAGUGCUCCUGCCAAAAUGUUUGUAAUCGUAGUUUCUGAUCUUCCUGUUUGUCCUUCAUAGACCUGUUUGUAAAGGUAAAGCAUGCUUCACGUCGACCACGUGACUUGGCCAUUGGCGGGUGUGACCCCCAUUUUGGUUACGAAGCGGGUAUUUGUUUUUAUGAGCAACAGUGUGUCAGAAUUGGUCCCUUGAUGAUAAAUUGCAGACAGGGGCAGGUGACUGAUUUCCUGCUUCUGUGCUCUGAGUAUUUAUGGUGUGAAAUAUAUCAUUUGGCAAUGGUGUACAUUGAUAUCUCUGAUCGUUGAAUCACCAAUAUCUGUGUAACUUUUAUGUUUUGAUUUUCAAAAAGGUAAAGGAUCAACAAAUUAAAUACUCCCUGAACUCUGA